GGGGAGGGGAGCGGACGGCUCGAGCACGGCGCGGUGCAUUGUGGGGCGGGAGAGGAGAGUCACUGCUCAGCCAGGGCCGCCAUCUUGGCUGCGUCCGGACUCGCUCCCGCUCCCGGGGCCUGUUCCUUCUCCUCGCAGCGGAAAGCGGUGGAAAGGGAGAAGACAAAGGGCCCGCCCGGGCGGUGCUGAUGCGUGCAGAGCCUUCUCGCACCUCUCCCGGGCGCCGCUAGCAAAGGAGGCGGGGGUGGUCGAGCGGUCGCCGGCGCGGCCUCUCCUCUCCUCUGUCGGGAUGGGUCGGUCCCGCAGCCGGAGCUCGUCCCGCUCCAAGCACACCAAGAGCUCCAAGCACAACAAGAAGAACCGGAGCCGAUCGCGGUCUCGCUCCCGAGAAAAGGAGCGGGCGAGGAAGCGCUCCAAGUCCCGGGAGAGCAAGCGGAAUCGGCGCCGCGAGUCCCGCUCCCGCUCGCGCUCUAACACGGCCCCCUCCUCCCGGCGCGACCGGGAUCGGGACCGGGACCGCGCCUCCUCCCCCCCCGACCGUAUCGACAUCUUCGGGCGCACAGUGAGCAAGCGCAGCAGCCUGGACGAGAAACAGAAGCGGGAGGAGGAGGAGAAAAAAGCGGAGUUCGAGCGGCAGCGGAAAAUUCGUCAACAAGAAAUUGAAGAGAAACUCAUAGAAGAAGAAACUGCUCGAAGGGUGGAAGAACUUGUAGCUAAACGCGUAGAAGAAGAGUUGGAGAAAAGAAAGGAUGAGAUUGAGCGAGAGGUUCUCCGCAGGGUGGAGGAGGCUAAGCGCAUCAUGGAAAAACAGUUGCUCGAAGAACUCGAGCGACAGCGACAAGCUGAACUUGCAGCACAAAAAGCCAGAGAGGAAGAAGAGCGUGCAAAGCGUGAGGAACUAGAGCGAAUACUAGAAGAGAAUAAUCGAAAAAUUGCAGAAGCACAAGCUAAACUGGCUGAAGAACAAUUGAAAAUUGUUGAAGAACAAAGAAAGAUUCAUGAGGAGAGGAUGAAACUAGAACAAGAGAGACAGCGUCAGCAAAAGGAAGAGCAAAAAAUUAUCCUGGGCAAAGGAAAGUCUAGGCCAAAACUGUCCUUCUCCCUAAAAAGCCAGGAUUAAAUUUCAACUCUGAACUCUUAAAAGAAAAAAGAAACAAAAAAAUAACAACAACAAAAAAGGAAAACAAACAAAAACUUUGUAUGGUAGCUUCAUGUUGAAGUUUUUUUUGGGUUUUUUUUUUUUUUUGUGGUUUUUUUGGGGUUUUUUUUUUUUUUUUUUUUUUUUUUUUUUUUUGUGGUUUUUUUUGGUUUUUUUUUUUUCCUUUCUCUCAAAAAAAAUUUUUUUUUUUUUGUCUUUUUUGAAGGUUGGAAAGUUAGCUUGUUCUAAUAGGGGCUGUGCUCUGCAAUUCUUUUUUUUUUAAAAACUUCCAUUAAGUUAAACCCUUAUCAGAUCAUCGUUGCCCUUUAGAGGGUAAUCUGUUUUCAUGAAUUUUUUUCUGUAUUGGUGGUCUGAAGCAACUCAUGUCACUUUAUGAACUGUGGAUGAUCUGAUAAGGUUUUACUGACCUACUCAUCAGAGUAUGACUCUGAUAAUUGACAGAACUUUAUACUGGGUAUUGCUGACUUUUAAUGUUUUUAUUUUAAAGUCAGUAAAUACAUGAGUAAAUUGCCAUAGUAUUACUGGACCUCUGUGGUUUAUUGUUAAAUCAGUGUCCUAUGAUACUGUCCCGUUGUUGCGCUUGAUGUUCCUGAUACAGGUAAGGAAAUAGUUUGUCAUUUCUGCUAUGAAUACAUAGAGAGAGUUCAGUAUUGUCUCUGUUAGAUUUGUUUUUAUUACAUUCACAGCAUUCAACCAGCGUUCCCCAUUGUGUAAAUAAACCAAUUUGCUGAAUAAAGUGAAAGUCUUAAAUUCAUAUGUUUAAGUAAAUUUUUUUAGUACACUUCUAUAAACAGCUAUGAGUGACAAUUCACAUUAUUAAAUUCAAGACUAUAGUGAUAUUUUUUUAAAUUUUGCUUUAAACUAUUGUGGCUUCUACUUAAAAUGCAAAAUCACACACAGUAAAAAAUCCCUGCAGUUGUGAAUGUUAUUGAUGGCUGCUGCUGUUUUUAUGAAUGUAGGUUUUUAUUCCGACAGAGACUUAUUUCAGCUGUAGUAUCAUGUUUAAAUGGCUGUUUGGCUUACUGCACCCAGACCAAUACUUCCGAUAUCUAAACCCCUUCAGUUCACCUCAUAAUACGUUGUAUAAAAUUAAAGUCAUUACCAUAUAAUGAAUUUGAUGGAUCCUAAAGGAUUUAAAGAUGGAAAUUUUUUCUCCCAAAGGACUGGACUGGCUGGUGUAUUUGAACUGAAAAACAGAAAGUGCGAUUCUGUCUAAAUAUAUUGUUUUAGCCAGAGAGCAAGUGUUAUACAGAUCUUGAGUAUUAUCCAUUUAUAUACACAGGUUUUAUUCUGAAAAAUUAAACUACAGAUUGAAAACUAUAUAUAUUAAAGUCCCCCUUUUUGUAUGUAAAUCGUCUACCAAAACCUAGAUUACUAUAUCUUGUCCAGUUCUAAAACUUUCUUUUUCCUGUCAAUGUGCAACAUCUCUAGUAACCAUAAAAUUCAAGUUACCAGUAGUUGCCUGAGCAUUUGAAUGUCACUGGGCAAAGUUGGAAAUAAUUCCUGAUAUUCCCAAAUGGUCUGUUUCUGUAGUUUUAGCAAGUUAAAUCUGGGAACAAGUUGAAUGUGCCACUGAAAGCAGUAUUCAAUGAGCUUUGUAUGAAACCGGGGCUUGGGGACAGACUGAUGUUUAUUGCUUUGUCCAGUAUGUCAAGAAAAUGUGAAGAUGGUAAAAUACCUACACUAUUACUGUACUUAAAUUUGUCUAUAUAUUGUAUGACAAAAGAAGGUUGAAAGUUGCUUAAUGCAUAAAAACAAAAGCUGAAGCCAAAUAAAUAAUGUACAUGACCUGUUGGCAGGAGCAGGCUGUAUUUAAAGAUCAACUGAUAACCUGUAUUUCUAAAACAGAAAACAUCCCCUGUUCCCUUAUGAGAAACAAGCUAUUAAAAGUCAAUACUCAAAACAGA
Molecule: messenger RNA, 3066 nt
Organism: Hirundo rustica (Barn swallow)
Lineage: Eukaryota; Metazoa; Chordata; Aves; Passeriformes; Hirundinidae
Gene: ARGLU1
Product: arginine and glutamate rich 1
Exons: 4
Coding region: 290-1120 (276 amino acids)
Cellular component (GO): nucleoplasm; mitochondrion
Molecular function (GO): cadherin binding
Source: RefSeq, a predicted model, not a curated record